GGAGUGCUGAUAAAAGUUGGUGUGCGCAGAGGAGAGCUGUCAGACUGUGCCGAGACGCGCUAGAAACCACAAGCCAAAGCGGACUCUCACCGCCAGGACCAAGAAAGCCAGACAUGCAUUCCACGCGUGGGUUCUGAACCACUAAGGAAUUGUGUAAAAUGAUUUUGAUCCACUUAAACUGAGCUAGUGGGAUAUUCCAGAAGACAACUGAGGAGGAUUUGAUUGUGUAGUGGUGAUUGAGAUGCCAUCAGUGAUUGCGUUAAUGGACCAAUAAUCACAUCUGAUAAAGUGACACCAAAUCAGGUCUUUUACCAGAUCUUAACACUGGAUUGUAGCAGCAGCAGCCGCAGCCCACCUCAUGGUUUAAAAGGGUGUUAAUGCGCGGGAAGGGAGUGGAACACUUCCAGGAUGAGUGAGCGAUACACGCAGGUUGGAUGCAAAGGGUUUUUACUCAUCAUGGUCCUUGCCAUCAGCAUCUGGGACAUGUCUGAGGGCUCGACAGUGGCGCAGCAUGUUCCCACAGGCACCUGCGAGGUAGUCGCCUUACGCCGCUGCUGCAACAAGAACAAAAUCGAGGAGCGCUCUCAAACCGUCAAGUGCUCCUGUUUUCCGGGCCAAGUGGCCGGCACCACCAGAGCGGCCCCUUCCUGUGUAGAUGCCUCCAUAGUGGAGCAGAAGUGGUGGUGUCAAAUGCACCCGUGCCUUGACGGCGAAGAAUGCAAAGUUCUCCCUGAUCUGAAGGGCUGGAGCUGUGCUACGGGCAACAAGAUCAAAACCACAAAGAUUUCCGCAGAUAGAGACCAACUUUGGUAACAUCAUGCACAUCACCAGGGAGUCCAGGUGAAUGUGUGAAGGCGUUCAAAAGGAGAAGAGGACCUUUUUUGUAAAUAGAGACUUUGUUUCUUCUGGACUGAAACGAAUCCUUGGAAAACGGUCAGUCCCAAAUUGAUUCUAUGGGACGCUCUUCUUCUUGAAAGAAGCCUUUACGGGACAACAGGAUUCACGCUCUUAUACCGUACUGCUCGUAGUGGAAUACAAAUGGUGAACUUUGCCUAAAUGUUCAAUUCUAGAGUCAUAUGUCCUUUACAGGUUUUGGUUUCUUGAGCCAGAUGACUGCAAUCGUUGUGAGUGGCUGUCACCUCUAAAGUAGCUUCAGAGGUCGAACAAGAUGAAAUGAUGUAGCCGAGUAGCAGAUAUUCAGGAGGAUUUUUCAAAUACACAACCACACCGACCUGUCUCUGCCCGGAAUGUCAUUAUGCAACAUGUUUCCUUUAUACAUUUAAAAAUAACCGCGUGAAGGGAUUUGCAUAAAAAUGCAUUCAGAAGCAAGAAUCGCAUCAAUAAUAGCUGGAGUUGUUAUCUUCACGACAUUGUCAGGAUCAGUCCAGCCAACAUGGUUGGUUUGUCUUUGGAAAAGUCACUUUUCUGCUAUGUUUCCUCAGGUAGGUAACUAUCUAGACCGAGGGUGUCCAAAUGUUUUCCAUCAAGGGCCACAUUCUGAAAAAUGAAAGGAUGCAUACAUUUAGGACUUUAUUAUAUAUAUAUUAUAUUAUAUAGUAAUUAUAAUAUUAUAAUAUAUAUUAUAAUAUUUAAACUUUUUUGUCAAACAAAUUUUUCCCAAAAAUAGUUUCUCAUAGUACUGACAUGACAUUAUUUUCAUAAACUUUUUUUUGUUAGAAUACUUUUUUCCUUUAAUAUUUUGACUUUAUUUUUGGUAAAAUUACAGUAGUUUUUUUCAUAUUUCAACUUUCUUGUGAAUUUCUCGUAAUUGUGCCAUAUUUGGCCUUCAUUCUUGUAACAUUAUAAAACAUUUCUGCAAUGUAAUUUACCAAAAAUUACAACUUUAUUACAACUUUUAUUUCAACUUUUUUUUCAACAAAAUACUAUUUUUCGUCAUAAUUUAAUAAUUUCAAUUUUUUUCUCUAAAUAUUUAUCUUUUCUUGUUAAAUUAUUUUGACAAUGUACCACAGGCCAAUCAACAAAAAAAAAAAACAAUCACGGGCCGCUAAUGGCCCCAAGGCCGCCCUUUGGACACCCUUGAUAUAACUAGACAGAGAGCGACUAGUAACAUUAACAUGACUGUUUUCAACCCAAAUAUGACAUAACAUGUCUUUUGUCUGACAAAGUGAUGAGAUCAGUAAUAAACUGUGGUUGUGUAAUUCAAGGCUUGUGUUUUUGAGCGUCUACGCUGGCAACUAAUUCAAUAAACAUGUUUUAUUUCUGAUGAGUGUACUGUAUCUGUGCAAUGGAUACGCUUGUGAUCUUGGGCGAGUUGCAAAGUUAUAAAACGGUGGCCUUUAGGGGUGUCACAAGAUUUCUCGUUCACCAAAAAAAAAAAAAAAAAUCUCGAUAAUUUUGCCGUCCUCAACAUAUUGCCAUAUGCAUGCAUAUCAGUUUUCCUCUUCUCCCGCCUUCAAACAGGCAGGAAGAGGGUUCAUUGUGUGUGUGCUUAGGUUUCAGCAUCGUGGCGCAUUUGAUCCAUAGAAUAACGACAUCAACAGAGUGAGCCCUUUUGUCAUACAGUCUCUGUCAUACUGCAGAAGAGUAUAAUUGUACGUAUAUAUUGUCUUUUUUUAAUUGUACUUUUCUUGAAAGUAAACAUCUUGUUCUCAUAGACCCAAUCUCGUGUAUCGUCUGUCCCGUGACACCCCUAAUGGCCUCUGGUAGUGCUACCUAUCUGCUAGUCAGUAUACAAAGUGUUGAUCUCAGAGAUGAUAUUUUCAGUGUCUGCAACGUUAAGGCUAUUAAACUGUCAGAGAAAAUAAACACUAGAUCGUGGAAAGUCAAUGUUUCACUCUUCCAUUUGUAGUAGUUACACAAUAUUAUGUGGUUAGCAAUUAAACAAGCUGCAUGGUGAGGUGGAUUUGUUGGGGGGGGGGGGAGUAAAAAAAAAAAGGACAUAGAAGCUGAAGAAACGCCUUAAAGACGCAAUGUCCUGUUGCUGAUAAUCUCAAUUGCCUACGCCAAGCGUAGCGCAAAGCGCAAUUGCAGCGUGGAGGUUAUGUUUUCACUUUGUUCAUGUACAAAAUAACUUGAAAAAUUCUGAAUGGAUUUGCAUGAAAUUUUCAGAUUUGGGGGUAAAAAAAACACAGGACAAGUUUCCAAUAGGUUCUACAAAAUAUGAAAGGCCGAUCCAAAAAAUAUAGCAUUAUUAUUUUGGUGUGAAUCACAAUAAGGGGGAAGGGACCAUGGUGCUUGGGGGACAGGUCUGCGCUUUCCGAGUGCUUCUCCAGUUUUAAAAUGAAAAUACCCUCUGAUUUCUGUCUUUCUUUAAUUUCCUUCGUCAUUCAUGAAAACAGUGAUGGACAUUUUUGCCUCUUUUCUGCUGGGUUGCAACCAAACCACUGACUGUUUGUGUUUUGUCGAUUCUGAUUUUGUCUGGAAUUACCGUAUUUUCCGGACUAUAAGUCGCCCUUUUUUUUUCAUAGGUUGGCUGUUCCUGCGACUUAUACUCCAGAGCCACGUAUAAAUGAAAAUUUAUAUAUAUAUAUAUAUAUAUAUGUGUGUGUGUGUGUGUGCGUGUGUGUGACAACCCACCUCUUUAAAUCUGCUUUUAAUAUCUAACUUUUUAUAUCUGACUGCUGUGCCCCGCCCUGCUUUUUCUCAUGUUUUAACUGUGUAUUAACGAAUGAAUGUUGUAUUUUGGUGUGUCUUCUACUCUGUUUACUUGCUUUUAUUCAACUCCAUUCUU
Doryrhamphus excisus (bluestripe pipefish) is the source of this 3691-nucleotide messenger RNA. Its product is annotated as chemokine-like protein TAFA-2. The record is from RefSeq and is a predicted model, not a curated record. Gene Ontology annotation, molecular function: receptor ligand activity. Lineage: Eukaryota; Metazoa; Chordata; Actinopteri; Syngnathiformes; Syngnathidae.